GUGUGACUAUGUAAAAUAAAGCAAUCCCUACACACCAAGUGAGUAGGGAGGGCUAAUGAAUGUGUAAUCAGUGUGCAGGAUAAAAGCCCUGCUUACCCAAUGCCCAGUGCACUCGAGCCUCUGAGUGCCCAGCGCUGCAGUGAGGAAUGCCUGCUUUCUAAUACUCAAAACUGUGUUAGAAAGCUCCUGUCCGGCCAAUUUCGGUAUCUUUUUUGGCAACUCCCAAUGGUACACACUGCCUGAUCUCCCGUGGAUCCGAGGGAUCUCUGGAUCUUCACAACAGCACUGGGACUUUCCUGGAGAAGACCACAGAUCCCCGGACCAGUCUGGGACAUGGGUAAGAGCCUAUUUGAUAAUAAGUCAUUCUUGGGAAUCCUGCCCAUAUAAGACAUGUGGCUCUUCCAGGGCAUUGGGUGGGUUAUUUGAUAUUCCAGAAUUUGCUAUUUUACUUGGUUUUAUCAAUCCAUAAUUGUUUUGUAUUUUUAUCUGUAUUGUAGCAUUUUGAGUGUACUAUUCAGAGAUGGGCAGUGGACAAUCUAAAAGGGGCAUUGUGAAAAAAUCCCCACUUGGUUGCCUUUUGCAACACUGGAAAAAGAUUGGAGGCCCCCCUGGGGGACCAGCAACCAGGGAGAAUUUGAUUAAGUGUUGCAAUCAGCGCUGGCCAUUGUACCAACUAGACUCUGGAGAAAAGUGGCCACAAAAUGGAACCUUGAAUUAUAAUACACUGUUAAAGCUAAUGUUGUUUUUAAGACGGGAACAGAAAUGGGAUGAGGUUAUGUACGCUGAUAUGUUUUUCACUUUACGGAAUCAUCCUGAAUGGCAGAAAGAUUGUGGCUUGAAUCCAGCCCCCUCAGACCCUUUUGAGCUGGCUCUGGAAAGGGAGAAUCAAGGAAAAUGGUUAAAACGCUGUUGUUCUAUGUGCAGCACAGGACAAACUUGUUCUAAACAUCUGCCCAGUAUGAAGCAUGAUUUAAAUGUUAUGGUCAGUCCUAACUGCAGGUUAGAUGGGGGAACAGAAAACCAGGCUGCUGAGACUGAUAUUAUGAGGGAACUGGCAUGUAAAGAGGUGGAUUUAUCAGGUCUAGAAGAGAAGAUAGAGAGGACAAGGAGAACAUAUCGAGGAGCAGAGGAGACAGAAGAGAUAGAGGGGAUGUAUCAAGGAACAGAGGGUUUUAGUCUGACUGCAGAGACAGCUGGAGCUAAACACAGAGAGGUGAGAGCUGCUGCCUUCCAUCAGGCAGCUGGUAUGGAUGGUCCAAUUACAGCAGAAGUUCCAUUUUCAAUAACAGACCUUAAUAAUUGGAAGUUGAUGGCUGGCACCUAUCAAGAUGACCCAGACAAAAUAGCAAAAGCAUUUGAAAUUAUGAUAAAACUUCAGGAUCCGGACUGGAAAGAUAUAGAUGCUAUAUUAGAAAUGUUGUUUGACAGCACAGAGAGAGAGAUGGUUGUUAAAACCAGUAGGAGGUUUGUGGAAGAGCAGAUUUUGACAGGUAACUUGUCAGGUACAAUGGACAUUAAUUUUCCCACUGAGGAUCCCAAGUGGGACCCUAAUGUGCCCAUGUUUAGAGAGAGAUUAAAUAGAUAUCAACAAUGGAUACUAUAUGGAAUUAGAAAUGCCAUACCAAAGACUAUCAAUAUGUCAAAAUUAUUUGAAAUUAAGCAGGAUGGUAAGCAAUCACCUAGAGAAUUUUUAAAUUGCUUGAAAGAAACAGCUCAAAAAUAUACUAAUAUUGAUCCUGAAACAGAAGAAGGAAAAACUCAAUUAGCCCCCAUAUUUGUGAGGCAAUCCUCAGAUGAUAUUAGAAGAAAAUUACAGCAGGCUCAGGGACAAGACCAGUAUGAUCUAGAGAAGCUGUUAGAUGUUGCUUGGGGAGUUUUUCAGAACAGAGAAAACCAGCAAGAAAUAACUAAACAAAAAGUAGUUGGAGUUAAUGAAGGAAUUUCUAGAGGAAUGGUGCCCCCAGGGACAGAAAGGGGACGAGAAUGUGGCCAACCUGUGACUGUCAUUGGUGAUGACUGAGGGGGACUGGAGGAUUCUUCCCUCUGAUUACAGCUAAGCUGGGGAACAAGGAGGAAAAUGAGGAGGUUGGAUUUUUAGUAGACACAGGAGCUAGUAACAUAGUGCUAAAUACAGUAAGAGGAAACUUGAGUAAUCAUUCUCUAACAAUCAUUGGUGCAAGAGGGAAUUGCAAACUUGGCCGUUUUUCAACCCAUUCAUUUUAAAUUAGGAAAAUACAGGACGACUCACCAGUUUUUGCAUCUACCCAAUUUGCCAAAGCCUCUCCUUGAGAGAGAAUUUUUGGAAAAACUUAAUGCUAAUAUCAAAUUUUAAAAUGGCAAAAUACUGGCUGUUAUUCCAAAACCUAAUUAUGUGGAAGCCUCUAUUUUUGCAUUACAGCCUCUGAAACUGGGUGUGAUACAUCUGCCAGUAUUACCUGAGGAUGCAAUGAUCCUGAUGGUCUGGGCUGGAGAGGUGCCCAGGUGAUCCAAAAAAGCAGAGCCUGUAAGAAUGAAAUUGAAACCUAGACCAGGACCACUAAGGCAAAAGCAAUAGCCUUUGAAAAUAGGAAGUCAUAAGGAGUAAUAACCCUUGUGGAAAAAUGUAUAAAAUAUGGCCUAUUGAAGGAAUGUGAAUCCAAAUUUAAUAUCCCUAUUCUGCCAGUUAAGAAUGCAAACGGAAGGAAAGGCUGAUCACCUGGUACAGGACCUGAGAGCCAUAAAAAAGAUAGUAGAAAAUAUACACCCAGUAGCAGCAAAUCCUUAUACAUUACUAGCAACCUUGAGUGAAAAAUUAAAAGGGUUUACUGUAUUAGAUUUCAAAGAUGCCUUUUUCUGCAUACCUUUGAGUACUGAGAGUCAAGAGCUACUUGCUUUUGAAUGGGAAAACCAAACAGAGAAAUAGCUUCACCACAUUUGGAAAUCAAUGGGCAAAAGAACUGGAGGAAUGGAAAAAUCAGAACCCUACUGGAGUCCCAUUACAGUGUGCAGAUGACAUUCUGAUAGCUACUGAAACUAAACAGCAGUGCUCUGAUCACACUGUGGCCUUGCUGAAUUUUCUGGGACUAACUGGAUACAGAGGAUCCAAAGACAAAGCAGAAAUGUUCCAGACCACAGUAACCCACUUGGGAUUCUAAAUUCUCCACGGAUAAAGGAGGCUGCGACAGGAAUGAAAAGCAGCAAUUUACCAACACCCACUGCCACAAAUGAAGUGUAUUCCAGCAGACCCGACUUGGGAGACAGAUCCUUGGCAAGUCCUGAUUGAGAGAUGUUUACUGAUGGGAGCAACUUUGUCAAAAAUGGGAAAUUACUAUCUGGAUAUGCAGUGACUACACACCAUGAGGUAAUUGAAUCAGGGGCACUCCCUUCAAUGUGUAAUGGCACUCACUCAAGUUUUGGAAUUGAGUACAGGAAAAUAAGUUAACAGUUGGACUGAUUCAAAAUACAAAAAUUUUGGAGUGUGCAUGCACACAGGGCCAUCUGGAAAGAAAGAGGCCUUUGAUUUCUCAAGGCACGUCGAUCAAAAAUGAAAAACAAAUCUCAGAUUUACUCAAAAGUAUCCAGAAACCAGCAGAGGUUGCUAUUAUGUACUGCAGUGCACACCAAGCAGCUAAGACAAACUGGAACUGGGGAAUCAUUUAGCUGAUAAGGCUGCCAAAGAGGCUGCAGAAAAAGGCACAUUAGAAAACAUAUCAUUAUACCCCUGCUAGAGAUACCUCUCCCAGCAGAAAAAUCAGAGUAUAGUGCUAGGGACUGUCAAUUAAUUGAAACCUUAGAAGCAAAAUUUGAUCCACAAGGCUGGGCAGUUACUCCAACCAGGCAAAUAGUCCCAGUACGGAUCUUGCGUGAAAUAGUGGAUUGUGAAAAUAAAGCCGCUCAUUAGAGUACUGAAAAACUUUUGAAACAUUUGCCAACAUCUUUAAUUGGGUUUAAAACGGCUCAGAUUGUACAAUCAAGAAUCCAACAAAUGUAUAGUUUAUAAAAGAAACAACUCUAAAAAAGCAGUGCUAGAAGCCAUGAAAUCUGAAAAAAUUCCAGGUGAAUACUGGCAGAUCAAUGUCAUUAAGUCACCCAGAAAAUGGGGGUGUUAACACCUCCUAGUUCUGCUGGUGUUCAACUUUUCUGGGUGGCCAGAAGCCUUUCCUUGUUGCACCAACCAGGCUACGGAAGUGACUAAAAUACUGUUGAAUCAAAUAAUAUCUAGAUUCAGAGUACCUUUGGGAAUGUCAUCAGUCAGUAGUUCCCACUUUAAUGCAGAAGUGGUACAAAAGGUUAGAAAAGCCUUGGAAGGAAUAGCUUGGGAUCUUCAUACUCCUUAUAGGUCCCAAGCUAGUGGCAAAGUAGACUGAAUGAAUUAUACAAAUUGCAAUUGGGUAAAAUAUGUCAGGAAACUUCCAGGACAGGAGUCCAAGCCUUACCUGUUGCUGUACUGCAAAUUAGAAUUCAGCUGUGGGACACCAGGAAAAUAAGCCCCUAAGAGUUGCUAUAUGGUCAACCCUGCCACAUACCACACAUUCCAGGAGACACACACCUAAAAGAAGGGGUCAACUUGAAUAAUUACCUCACUUCCCUUCAUUACACUUCAUGGGAUUUACAGCAAGCAGUGGUGAUAUCCAGACUGACAGGAUUGGACACACCAGUGCACGAGUUCCAACCAGGAGACUGGAUCUACUUAAAAGACUGAAGAACCUCUCUACUACAGUCGAAACAGAGGGGACCUUCCCAACUCCUACUGACAACUUUACCUGUAUUGAAACUGGGUAGAGUAAAAUCACAGGUACAUUAUGCCAGAACUAAAAGGGCCAAAUCCCCUUGGAUAAUCAAAAAACCCAAGAUGCUUAAGUCUUGUUUUGCUAUCAAAGUGAUAGAGUGUCUACAGAUAUCCAGGAAAAUUGGAAACAAACUCAGAUUUUACAAUGAGCAGCUCCAGAUGACACCUCCGGGGGAUCUGAAGAAAUCUGGACCAAACUUACUUCAUGGUUACCCAGCUGGACUUGGUUAAAACAUCUGUUUAUAACUGUCACCACAAUAAUUGCUAUGUGUGUUUUAGCUUACUUCUUGUAACACAUUAUGCUAUAAAAUAAUAGAAAAACAGAUAUUAAGAGACUAGUUCCCACAAGGAACUUCGUCUCAAGAAAAGGAGGACUUCAUAAGGACAGUAGAACAAAACAUUUUACUUUUAUCAAAUAAAGAGAAGUAGAUGAGACUGAUAAAACAGAAGUCAAGAGGAUGCCAAGGAACUCUAUAAAGAUUUCCAAUAAGGGGAGUGACUAUGUAAAAUAAAGGAAUCUAUAUACAUCAAGUAAGCUGGGAUAGCUAAUGAAUAUGUAAUCAAUAUACAUGAUAAAAUCUCUGUUUAGCCAACACUCAGGGCACUCAAUUAAUCAGAGGAAGGAUUGUCUGAGUGACAAUGCCCUGCAAUAAAGAAGGCCCAUUUUCUAACACUCAAAACUGUGUUAGAAGGUUUCUCUCUGGCCAAUUUUGUUAUCUAAACUCCAACUGGUCUUGCAUAAGGAGCAAGGUGUCUCACAAGGCCAGUUCUGCAGGGUGUUCAGCACACCACCAUGAUGCCAUGCAAAAUGCACUUAAACUGCUGUGGCAAAGCACACUGAGUCUAGUUUGAAUAGAAAGGGGGGAAAACUGCCAAGUUCCUAAGUAGGUCUCUAAUAAUAGGAAAAUGUAAAAUUUAACCUCAGAAAAGAUGCAGAUUCGAAUCCUAGCCCUUAAUGUUACAAACAGUUCUAAAAUACUAUGUAUCUUCAAAGCAGAAGUCACUUGAACAUUUAACAGCAUUUGAAGAGCAAGCCCUACUUUGCUAGAAAAGAAAAAUAUCUUUAAUUGAGCUUUUAAAAAGUGACCAAGACUUUACAAGGGUAGAUUCCUAGCAUUACUUGAAAUUAAGACCAUUUAAAUACCAUGUUAUACAUCAUUAAGCUGAAACAUUCAAAACCAAGGUAGAGAACAAAGCACAGCAAAGAUAAAGUGAUCUGCCCAAGGUCACCUGAAAAUUUUUCUGAGAGGCAAGAAGAGAAACUAAUUUUUGAGAAAUCUCUAUGACUUCUCAAGUCAAAGACAGCCAGAAAGACAGCCUUUCCUCUAACCUUUUACACCUUGGAGUGACUAAGAUCAUAUGCAGGUACAAACAUACUUAUUUAUGUAAAGGCUAUGCUUAUCCCUGAAAAAAAAAUGCAAGCAGGUGUCUCCUGAGUUACUCAAGCAAACUGUUCUAUAGCAAAAACUGGGUGUGCACAAAUCAGAAAUGAGUCAGUUCAGUGCUAAGGCUGUGCUCUGUUACUAAAACAGAAUGCAAUCUCAGACGGAAUAAAUGUCCCCAUCAUAUUUAUAAUGAACCUAAUCAAUUUUUGUAUUGUAAAAUAACCCUGUCCAGAAUCUUGAUGAACCACAUGACAUGUCUUCCAAGGCCUCUAUUGUUAAAGAUGCCUUUUUUACUGGAAUGUCAAUAAUUAAUCAUGUUAUGAGGUAGUUUUAUUUCUGUGUGGCUUACCCUUUGAUGAUCUAAUUUACAUUUAUAAUGAUCUACUCCCUUGUGGAUUAAUUGCUUGUGUUAUUUUCUCUAUUAAUCAGACGUCAACAUUUGCAUUACAGAUGACUGUUUGCAUUAUUUUCACACUACUAAAUCUGGCAGCAUGGUACUAAUGAUAAAUACUUUCCUCAGUUCUAGACGUGAGAUAGGGUCUCAGUCCUUUUAAACAACAGCAUUAUUAGGAUCUCACCACUCUUCUGAAGCAGCCUGGUCAUUCUGUGGUAUUAGCCACAUAUAUUUAUUAUGUCUAAGGAUUCUUUUUCUACCUGCAAACCAUAAAUGCACUAAUAUUGUGUUCACCAAAUAAGCCCUGAGCAAAGGGUUAUGAACCUGAGACCAUCUGAGACUUUUUUUUCCUACAUCCCUGUGUACAUUUAAAAGAGUUUCACACCUUUCAGCUACUCACUGCACUUCCUUCCUGGGUGUUCCCCACAGUGUUGCCUGAAGAGCUGCUUUUUGUCAAAACCACAUAGUUACACUUAGGAAAAAUAAAUUAUCAGUGCUGGUAUAAAACACCACCCAAUCACUGACCUGAGCUAGGCGAUCUGAUUGUGCCUGGAGGAGAUAGGAAAGUACUCACACACACUGCUCUGUCCACAGGCCAGGCAGGCAGCAGCCUUUGCUAGGUGGCUGUGCACAGUCACCUCCUUUAGAGCCAAAGGAGCACACCUGGACCCUGCAGGGUGCACCUCUGCUCCCAGAUGCUGGCACUGCAUUCUGCCCCGGUGCCUUGCUCAUGAUUC
This is a messenger RNA of Passer domesticus (house sparrow), 7284 nucleotides long. RefSeq lists its product as uncharacterized. The record is from RefSeq and is a predicted model, not a curated record. Gene Ontology annotation, biological process: virion assembly. Lineage: Eukaryota; Metazoa; Chordata; Aves; Passeriformes; Passeridae. Bases 521 to 2020 code for a protein of 499 amino acids. The transcript is spliced from 2 exons.